This is a messenger RNA of Penaeus chinensis, 1369 nucleotides long. RefSeq names its product trypsin-1-like. Bases 33 to 893 code for a protein of 286 amino acids. Gene Ontology annotation, biological process: proteolysis. The transcript is spliced from 7 exons. Gene Ontology annotation, molecular function: serine-type endopeptidase activity. The record is from RefSeq and is a predicted model, not a curated record. Lineage: Eukaryota; Metazoa; Arthropoda; Malacostraca; Decapoda; Penaeidae.
UCAGUCCGGUUAGUUACCCCCAGGUCGUCAUCAUGAAGAGUCUUGCUGUUGUCGUCUUGGCCUUCAGUGCCGCAACGGUGGCUGCCAAGGCCGGAGGGAAGUUCGUGCCAGAGGUGGUGAGAUUCCUGGAGCGGGCGCCGCAGUUACCGCCACAGCGCAUCGUGGGGGGCGAGGUAGCGACGCAAGGGCAGUUCCCGGCUAUGGUGUCGCUCCAGCACCGGAGUCUCUUCGGAAGCUCUCAUACGUGCGGCGGAACCAUUAUCAAUGACAACCACGUCCUUACAGCUGCCCAUUGCGUCAAGGGGUACUCCGACACCUCCUUCGACAUCGUGGCUGGAGAGCAGAACCUCGACCACUCUUCGGGUUUGGAGGAGACCAAGCGAAGCCAGAAGGUCUUUAUGCACGACUUCUCCACGACUACAGGAGUCAACGAUAUCGCCAUUAUCAGGACGUCUCAUAAUUUCGUCUUUGUGCACGACUUGGUCUCCACAGUUGCCCUUCCCUCAGACUACCAGGAAGCUUCAAACGGCACUAUUUGCACCGCCGUGGGAUGGGGCUACACGAUGGAAGGCGGAGACGUGAGUAGCGACCUGCGCUACGUGGACCUCCCCUACCUGACGGACGAGGAGUGCCGGGAUAUCUACGGGGAGGACGCCGUCAUGAUUGACAUGAUGUGCGCUGGCUUCCUCGGCGGCCAAGGAGUAUGCAAUGGCGACUCAGGCGGACCCUCUCUUCUGCGACGGCGUCCAGCAGGGCAUCGUGUCCUGGGGCUCCGGCUGCGACGCCUUCCCCGCCGUCUACACUCAGGUCUCGCACUUCCUCGACUGGAUCAAGAUCAACAUGGAAGCUUAAGUCGCUUAUCAGACUUGCCCAUUCUCGCUGAUUUCUGGUGAAAAAAAAAAUGGUUGUAUCUAUUACAUCAGGGUUUAUAAGCGAAGAUAAAUGCAAAAAUCGAAGAUUUGGUAGCAGAGAUUCAUAUCUGUGAAAAGAAAAAAAAAAUCAGAUUUACAUCCAUCCCAGUAAAAAGUCUGUUCUAGGAAUAAGGUUUGUCUUUCCCGCGUAGUCACAUAAUUUCUCAACAGAUUUUUAAAAAGAGAAUAUAACUACGUUUGAAGAUCUGAGAACAGUGGCGCAGGUGGGGAGGAGAGGGGGUGCUUUUUACCACACUCGGGCCCCGAUGGAGGGGGGACCCAAAUGAAUAAUUAUAUCACAUAUGCAUGAUUUAUUUCCUUCCAAUGCCAAGCUACGCCAGUGUCUCAGGGAAACAGGGUUAGUGUUUACCCUGAAUUGUACAUCCCAUUUUAAUUCAAGAGCAUUGUUGCUCUUAAUAAUAUCAGUAUUGUUAUGGAUAAUAAAUGUUAUUUAUAAC